Molecule: messenger RNA, 615 nt
Organism: Fragaria vesca subsp. vesca
Lineage: Eukaryota; Viridiplantae; Streptophyta; Magnoliopsida; Rosales; Rosaceae
Product: early light-induced protein, chloroplastic-like
Exons: 2
Coding region: 37-615 (192 amino acids)
Source: RefSeq, a predicted model, not a curated record
CAACAAAGCCUGCUCAAAUAUUACCUUGAAUCUACAAUGGCUACAACAACUGUUAUGCAAUCGAUCCUUGGAAGCUCUGUCGCUUACGGAGCUGCCGGCAAGAACAGAUCACUGAUGAAACUACAGGGUACUGUUCCCGCUAGUUAUCCAGUAUCAAGCUAUCUCCGCGUGCGCUCUAUGGCUGAGGAUGGUCAAAAGAAGCAACCAACAACUGUAACAACAGCCUCAAAGAAUCCACAGCCAGCUGAAGCUCCUUCACCUCCUCCCCCUUCUACCAAGUUUUCAGACGUCUUUGCAUUUAGUGGACCAGCACCAGAGAGAAUCAACGGCAGGCUGGCGAUGGUGGGUUUCGUUGCCGCUCUGGCUGUCGAACUAUCAAAGGGGCAAGAUGUGUUUGCUCAGAUAUCCAGUGGCUCCGGAGUUCCAUUGUUCAUUGGCACUAGUGUUUUGCUAUCAGUGGCAUCGUUGGUCCCUCUAUUGAAGGGAGUAACCGUGGAGUCCAAAUCCAACGGGAUCAUGACCUCAGAUGCAGAGCUCUGGAAUGGAAGGUUGGCCAUGUUGGGUCUUGUAGCUUUGGCCUUCACCGAGUACGUGACCGGCACUACCCUAGUGUAG